GUGACUGCUUGAAGGAGAAAAAACUGAAUAAGAGCAAAAAUUAUGAAUAUCAACAUAAGUACUUAAAUUACCUUGUUUGGAGGUGACCUAUCAACAUCAUAGCAAUAGGGGUGGGUCAUGACUCAGUUGCCAUGCGUGUUGUCAUGGUGACCAGCCCCUGUUCCCCUUCCCCCCUCCUCUGGUUGGUCCAGCUUUUGUUGUGGUUUCACAACCAUGGACCUCAGCUGACAGAGGCAGCACCCCCCUGCCCCACCCCCUGUACCUGCUCCAAUCAGGCGAGCCGUGUCAUCUGUACAAGGAAGACUUUAGAUCAAGUCCCAGACAGUAUUUCAGAGAACACAAGAUACCUCAAUCUACAAGAGAACUCAAUUCAGGUGAUCAAGUCUGACACCUUUAAGCAUCUGCGGCAUUUGGAAAUCCUCCAGCUCUCUAAGAACCAUAUCCGGCAGAUUGAGGUGGGAGCUUUCAAUGGCCUUCCUAACCUAAACACGCUGGAGCUUUUUGACAACCGUCUCACAGUGGUUCCAUCACAAGCCUUUGAGUACCUCAGCAAGCUAAGGGAACUAUGGCUACGAAACAACCCCAUCGAGACGCUACCGGCAUUUGCCUUUCACCGUGUUCCCUCUUUACGCCGUCUCGAUCUAGGGGAACUCAGGAAACUAGAUUUCAUCUCAGAGGCUGCGUUUGAAGGUCUGGUCAACUUGCGUUUCUUGAAUCUUGGCAUGUGCGGCUUGAAGGACAUCCCUAAUCUCACCCCGCUUGUACGACUAGAGGAGUUGGAGCUGUCAGGGAACCAGCUGGGGAUAGUCAGACCAGGAUCUUUCCAGGGCCUAGUGUCGCUUCGCAAGCUGUGGCUAAUGCACUCCAGAGUUUCAGUCAUUGAACGCAAUGCUUUUGAUGACCUCAAAAACUUAGAGGAGCUCAACCUCUCCCACAAUUCCCUGCAUUCCCUGCCUCAUGACCUCUUCACCCCUUUGCACCAGUUGGAGAGGGUACAUCUCAACCACAAUCCUUGGGUGUGCAAUUGUGAUGUUCUGUGGCUCAGCUGGUGGCUGAAAGAAACAGUUCCCAGCAACACCACAUGUUGUGCUCGCUGCCAUGCACCCCCAGGUCUGAAGGGCAAGUACAUUGGGGAACUAGACCAGAGCCACUUCACCUGCUAUGCCCCAGUGAUUGUUGAGCCACCCACUGACCUCAAUGUUACUGAGGGUAUGGCUGCUGAGCUGAAAUGUCGUACUGGAACCUCGAUGACGUCUGUGAAUUGGUUCACUCCAAAUGGCACUCUGAUGACCCACGGAUCAUACCGAGUUAGGAUCUCAGUGCUUCAUGACGGAACACUGAACUUCACAAAUGUGACCGUGCAAGACACCGGGCAGUAUACUUGCAUGGUAACCAACUCAGCCGGAAACACCACUGCGACCGCCGUGCUCAAUGUGUCUGCUUCAGACCCCAGCAACAGCUACAGCUAUUUCACCACUGUUACUGUGGAAACAGUAGAUACAGUAGGAGGAGGAGGAGAUGAUAAGAACUCAGCAAGACAGUAUAUUAACGAGACCUUCAUAGAUUUCCCUAAUCCUACGGUUCAAAGAGGGGUGUUAGAGGGCCAACCUGGCAUCACAAUAUCUCCUUCUCUCUCUUCUCUUUCAUCACUGUCCCCACGAGCUAACAGAGCCACUGAAAAUGCUGUGACUGUGUCCAUAAUUGAUGUAACUAACAUUCCAGGCUUGGAUGAUGUAAUGAAAACAACUAAGAUCAUUAUUGGCUGCUUUGUGGCCAUUACUUUUAUGGCAGCUGUAAUGUUGGUGGUCUUCUAUAAACUUCGGAAGCAGCACCAGCUACACAAGCACCACGGACCUGCCAGAGCCAUUGAAAUUGUCAAUGUAGAAGAUGAGAUUGGAGCUGGUGCCGGAAGUGGCAUCUCAGGUGGUUCAACCAUGAAUUCUGGUGGUGGAGAAGGAACCCUACGGAUACAUCAUCCAGAAAUAGUCAACCUACCUAACAUUGGACGUUCAGAUACUCUGAACCAUUACUAUAAGACCCAUCAUUUCAACAACAACGUGAUGGGUCUUAGUAUUGGCUCCGAAGGGAUGGGACCAGGAGGGAUGCUCAAUAACAAGCAAGGCCAGGAUAUCCCCAUCUCCUGUACCUCAGUCCCAAUCUCUACAUCCAAUUUGCUCACCACAUCAGGCAAUGGCAUCAACACCAACCCCAUUUCUAUGUCCCCACCACUACCAAUGUCCCUACCCAUGCCUACAAUGGGCUUACAUGGAUCGAUCAAAGGUUUCAUGGGCCAAAAUCAGAAUCCCCAAAUGGAGCCUCUUCUCUUCAAGGGGAGCUCGAAGGAAAAUGUCCAAGAGACUCAGAUCUAAAAACAAAGCGAGAGUAUAGAGAGAGAGAGUGAGCAAGAGUCGAAGACAGAGAGGGGAUUGAUGUUGGGUUUAUGCGCGGAAUGAUUAGACACUAGAGUGCAUUGACAUUACACCAGGAGAGAGGAUAGACUGACACGGCAAUACACAAACACAUAGACUUAUCCGUGACAGUGUACUGAGCCAAGGAUUACCACAAUGGGCCACUUGUGUUUGUAGUAACGAUCAUGGCCAUGGAGAUCAAGGAAUGGACAUUGCUACAAUGUAAAUCUGUGCCAAAGCAAAUGUUUUUUGCAGUUUCUACAAGCUGUGUUCU
Molecule: messenger RNA, 2682 nt
Organism: Scomber japonicus (chub mackerel)
Lineage: Eukaryota; Metazoa; Chordata; Actinopteri; Scombriformes; Scombridae
Gene: lrrc4bb
Product: leucine rich repeat containing 4Bb
Exons: 2
Coding region: 132-2369 (745 amino acids)
Cellular component (GO): plasma membrane
Molecular function (GO): protein binding
Source: RefSeq, a predicted model, not a curated record